Molecule: messenger RNA, 1265 nt
Organism: Cannabis sativa
Lineage: Eukaryota; Viridiplantae; Streptophyta; Magnoliopsida; Rosales; Cannabaceae
Product: GEM-like protein 5
Exons: 3
Coding region: 308-1150 (280 amino acids)
Source: RefSeq, a predicted model, not a curated record
AUCAAAACUUCAUAAUAACAAUCGUCCCAUCUCAUCUCAUUUGUAACUAGAACCUUCUGUUCUGGGUCUCCCGAAACAACCAGUCAAGAAAGUUUAAAAAGUUCAUAUGCUUCGCUGCAAAGAAAACAAAACCAAACCGCGUAUUAUUAGAACAAAAACAACUCAGUCUUAAUUUAAUCCUUAUAUAAAACACUAAUUACGUUCACAAUUCAAAAUCCCAUCAAACAAAUCUUUUUCUUUCUCAUUAGUGUAAAGUAAUUACUUUUGAAAUCAUCCCUCUUUCUCUUUGAUCAAAAUUCAACCAACCAUGUCAGCAACAACAGAACCCCACAAAUCAUCGUCACCUCCACAACCACAACCAAAACAAGAAGCUGAGUCUGAGCCUCACAAUCCCAUCAUCACUCCUCCUUCUUCAACCGAUGACUCAAAGAAAUGGGGAACCCACGUGAUGGGAGCACCAGCCUCCCCCGGUGUACACCCAGAUAAUCAAAAGGCUGCCUUGUGGAGCGCCGGCGACCAUCAACAGGUCUACCAUCAACCGUAUGUGCAGUAUGAUCCGAUCGAAAAGCCCACCAACAACCCCUUUGAACCAGUAAUACACCUCUUCAAUACUUGGAGCACUAAGGCCGAGACAAUUGCCCGAAACAUUUGGCACAACCUGAAGACAGGGCCAUCAGUGUCGGAAGCUGCGUGGGGGAAAGUGAAUCUUACGGCGAAAGCGAUCACAGAAGGGGGAUUUGAGUCACUGUUCAAACAGAUAUUCGGAACUGAGCCGAACGAGAAGCUUAAGAAGACUUUUGCUUGUUACCUUUCGACAUCGACGGGGCCUGUUGCUGGUACACUUUAUCUAUCCACAGCUCGUUUGGCUUUCUGUAGUGAUAGGCCUCUGUUUUUCAAUGCUCCCUCUGGACAAGAAGCUUGGAGCUAUUACAAGGUUGUGAUACCAUUGGGGAACAUAGGGAAUGUGAACCCAGUAACGAUGAAGGAAAGUCCGCCAGAGAAAUAUAUUCAGAUUGUUACCUCAGAUGGGCAUGAUUUCUGGUUCAUGGGAUUUGUUAGUUUCGAAAAGGCAUCACAUCACAUUUUGAGCAGCGUUUCAGAUUUCAGACCUGAAAAUUAUGCAGCAAGGCAACCUGUUGCUUCUUCUUGAAUUUGAAUUGGAAAUAUAUAUAUACAUAUGUUUAUAAAGCUGGAUUUUUUUGUUAUAUAUUAUAUGUUUUCGGGUUCCUAUGUAUUCUACCUAUAUAAUUUUCCCUUUUUCUCAA